Athalia rosae (coleseed sawfly) is the source of this 1772-nucleotide messenger RNA. Its product is annotated as probable serine/threonine-protein kinase cdc7. Bases 389 to 1204 code for a protein of 271 amino acids. Lineage: Eukaryota; Metazoa; Arthropoda; Insecta; Hymenoptera; Athaliidae. The record is from RefSeq and is a predicted model, not a curated record. The transcript has 6 exons.
CAGAAGUAGUGAAGAACUAACCGAAGAACCGCCACAAAAACGUGGGCGAUAGUGCGCGAGAAACUGCAGUAGCGCUGCAUGCUGCCUUGGUAUAUGUGACGUACGUCAUUAUUUUUGUUGUCAUUUGGAAAUUGUAGAACAUCCGGGAAGUUUUAUACAGACUCAACUACGAGUACGUCCUUGUGGGGUGAAGCAUAAAAUUUCACCGAGAUAAAUCCAGCCGACAUCUCGGUUGGGAUUCUUGAUAUUAGAAAUUUGGAUGUGAUUUACGGAUACCAGGAGUGUGAACAAUUAAUAAGUGGGGCCAAUUUCUUGAAACAAUUACCAUAUUCAGAGUUUCAAGACACAUUUGAAAGACGGGAGACAUUCAGUAGCGGCGACAACAGUCAUGCAAUACCAUGUUAACCCUCCGAUGCAGAGUACGAUGGGCGGAGCUAAUCUCCAUACUCCACAGUCCGUCUUCCAACACAUGAUGGGUCAACAGAACUCUCCGCAGCAAGGUGGACCAUGGCUUCAGAUGCCGCAAGUUCCUACACUCUCUAUGCCGUGGAGUAUUCCUGCUUUGCAGCAACCAGAUCUGAUCAGAUUCACAGGAGAAAGAAGUCAGCCGGCAUAUGGAGUUACUACAUUGCAUCAUAAAAGGAAGCUGAACACUCCAGAUAUUGCAGACACCCGCCAAGUCAAACAGUUCAUAACUGAGGAAAAGAUGGCAUCUCAUUUCCAAGGACUACACAUCAGUUCUAAUUAUCAGGAACAAAAUUCAUCCACAUCCACAUCAAUUGUUGGUGUGUCUCAGUCUGGGUGUGAUAAUACACAGUACACAAGUACAAGUAUGGAGAACACCGCUCAGACGGUAGAUGUAGACCAGAAUGAUGGUAAACAACCAAGAUUGGUCAUCUCAGAGGAGCUCAGACAGAUGCAAGAGGAGCCUCUUAUUCCCGUUACCUUGUUAUCAAAACUAGAACGCCCAUCCAUGGCUCUGGUACUGUGGGAACCACCUAGAAAACACCUUGUCAGGGUCCCGCCAAGAACCCGGGAUAUGUUAACUCCGAUACUUAAUUCAAACGAAAAUGGUAGUACCAAUAAUAGCAACAAUGACAACAACAAUAACACAAACAACAACAACAAUGGCAAUAACAACAACAAUAACAACAUAGAUGAUUUAAAUCACUGCUCAGCACAUCUUGAGCCUAUGGAGCUUUGAAAAGAAAGUGUUAACGAAUUUUGUUGUUUUUUUAGAAUAUUUUUCAUUUUAUGAUUAAAACGUUGGAGUUGGUGUUUUUUGGUCAUUCUGAUCACCUUUUCAAGAAUUAUUAAUCGAUUAACAAUAACUAUCAAUUAUUCAUGAUUGUGGUAUCAUUAGUAUCUAUGUUCCGCAUAUGGAAGUGUUCAACCGUAGUGUCCCUUGUCUUUUGCCUUGCGAAAGAGACACACAACAAUAAACUAGGGUAGUUUUAUUGGUUGAUUUUUAAACUUGUAGCGUUUUCUGAUGGUAGUUAAAAUGAAGGAAAUUAAACGGAUGGGAAAAUGAAAUCGGUAAUUGAUGUAUUAACGAUAGGCUUUUUAUUUUCUAUUUUGAUGAUUGGAAUACAUGAUUGACGUAUGAUUAUAUCUAACAAUAAGAGUUGGUAGGAACGUGUGUGGCAAACGUUAUUCAUUAAGUUUGUUACUAGGGGGCCGGUACAGUGAAAUAUCACGUCCACUUUCUGUACGUAUGUAUGAUGUGUAUGUGUAAUCUGUUUUACAUUAAAACGUGGAUGCAUAAAAGAAAA